Danio rerio (zebrafish) is the source of this 913-nucleotide messenger RNA. The record is from RefSeq and is a predicted model, not a curated record. Lineage: Eukaryota; Metazoa; Chordata; Actinopteri; Cypriniformes; Danionidae.
CCUUUAGCCAGCGUUCAGGUUAGUGGCUUUUGUAUUACUCAGUUUUUAACCUGUUGUGGCAUGACAGUGGAGCUGAUUGAGGGGGUGUUCUUCCAUUAGCCCUAGAUCAGGGCUGAGCUUAAAUAGACGUCGUCUUUCUUGAGGGGGUCAAAUCACUGGUGGCACACAAGCUGGAAAAUGAAGUUGCAUGUGUCAGGUUUCUCCGCAGUUCUUCUGCUGUGGCUUCUGGUCUCGUCUUCAGUACAAGAAGACGCACAUAAAACAGGCUGUCUAUCCACAACAGAUACUAAAACUCCUCACACGAAUCUGCGUAGCUACACUAUCCAGCAAAAGCCAUUGUUCCCUGUGCAUGCUGUAAGAUUUCUCACAUUAAAAGGAAUCACAAUCUGCUCAGAUCCGACUUCACCAUGGGCCAUUAAAGCAAUGAAGCACCUGAAUGGAAAGAAAAAACAACGUCAGUCAAACAUUACAAUCCGUCCAUCAGUGAAGGUGGUUCAUAUGGAUACAUCAACGACAAAUAUGGCUCGGGUAUCAGCACAGCUUAAAAAACAGACCUGAAAAUCACCAUCAGAACUGACCAGUAUCACUUUUGCAUUUUUAAAACAUUUUCUCUUUUAAGAAAAAACGCACUUUGUUGUACAUCAAACAGUGUACAGUUUUUUAUGUAAUAAUAAAGAAAUUAAUGUAUUUUAUUUAAUAUAUUUUAACAAACUAUUUUUAUUAGUAUAACACCUAUAUUUAUUCAACAAGGCAGCAACACCGAAGCUCAAAAAAAUCUAUUUAUUAAAUUAAAAAGGCCAACACAAAGCGUGUAACAUUUCAGACUGAUGAAGAGCUGUGUGCUUGAAACGUUACACGCUUUGUGCUAGCCCUUUUAUUUUAAUACAUUGCCAUCUUUUUGGAGCUUUAGUGU